Messenger RNA from Pungitius pungitius (ninespine stickleback), 2143 nucleotides. Its product is annotated as alpha-N-acetylgalactosaminide alpha-2,6-sialyltransferase 2-like. Gene Ontology annotation, molecular function: alpha-N-acetylgalactosaminide alpha-2,6-sialyltransferase activity. The record is from RefSeq and is a predicted model, not a curated record. The transcript is spliced from 9 exons. NCBI's taxonomy places the organism in Eukaryota, Metazoa, Chordata, Actinopteri, Perciformes, Gasterosteidae. Gene Ontology annotation, biological process: oligosaccharide biosynthetic process. The coding region runs from base 42 to 1352 and encodes 436 amino acids.
UCCGUAUUGUGUGCACGUUGCACUCUGCAGUGCUGCUUGAAAUGGGAAACUACCGCCGGGCUUUUGUGGGGAUUUUGAUCUCAACUUGCAUUGUAGUUUUUGUUCUGUCAUCGACAAAUUUAUCCAGCAGCAGUUGGAAUCCUUUCUUAGAAACAAUCUCAGAAGGACACGAGGAAAUAGCUGAGUGGGAAAAAGAAAACUCGCUUGCCUCCAAUGUUUCGUUAACGGAUCCCACAAAACAAGCUGGAAGCACAAGAAGCGCAGAGAGAGUGGAUGAAGCUGAGACUCCUGCUCCGGUCCUCCUCAGAAAGACCUUCAAGAAGCUUCCACGCUUUGCUUUUGAGGACAUUUAUAACCAGGAUGCUUCACGCAGGCCGACAACAUGUGCCCAGUCUCUACGGAACUCUGAAGAUAAAGACUUCAAGAAGAACUUCCUCCCUGACAUUCGUUUGUUUAUGGACAAAGUGAACAUGAGCGAGUGGAACCGACUGUCGCACUUCAACAACCCUUUUGGUUUCAUGCAGUUCAGAUAUGAAGAGGUGAUGCCUUCAUUGAAGUUGAUUCCAAAGCCUAAAGAGCCGCUGCUCCUUGCAGGGGGGGGCAGUGAGGGAUGCGUGCGCUGUGCUGUGGUGGGAACAUCAGGAAUCCUUUAUGGCUCGAAAAUGGGCAAAGAAAUCGAUGCUCACGAUUACGUUUUUCGGAUGAACGGUGCGGUCAUCAAAGGCUUUGAGGAAGACGUAGGAAACAAGACAUCGGUGUACGUCCACACUGCCCAUUCAAUCACUACAUCGCCCUAUUUGUUCCAGAAGUACGGAUACACAAGCGCCCCUAUGGAUGAGGGUAUAAAAUAUGUGAUGAUACCUGAAGCCAUGAGGGAUUUCUAUUGGAUGGAGGGUCUUUUCAAACAUGAAAGAAUCAACGCUGGGCCACAUAAAAACGCCAGGCCGUGGACAUACUACGGUGGACAGUACAACGAGAGCCGCUUCUACGUUCUGCACCAGGAUUUCCUCAGAUACGUUCGAAACAGGUUCUUAUUGUCUCCUCAUCUGAAUUCUUCCCAUUGGGCGAUUGUCAGACCAACCAAUGGAGCCUUCACCAUCUUCCUCGCUCUGCAAACCUGUGACACUGUUAGUGCAUAUGGAUUCAUGACAGAGGACUACGCAAAAUACUCUAACUACUACUGUCAGAGGGAUCUUAAAACCAAAGUCAUUUUUUACGCCAACCACGACUAUCACAUGGAGAAGAGACUGUGGAAAAAACUACACGACAGCAAAAUACUGAAGCUGUAUCAGAGAACUCCGAAUCCCAGUGAAGCACCGAGGAGAACUCCGAAAGAUGUCCGAACACGCUGAGCUGCCAGUUAACGCAGCUGGUUUUGAAGUGGGUUCAUGUGUUCAUAAAGGCCUCAGGUACAGCGUGGGACUUUGAAGGGACUUCACAAUGUUUAGGAUAUUUAAAGACAUGCUGUUCUCCCCGUUGUUGUGCGUCAGCAGCGUGUUUUCUGCUGCUCUUGGUGUCUUGUGUUUUCCACAAUGACUCAGGUCCCACCAUCAGUGACUUAUUCAGUCAAAACGACGACGUUCAAGAACAUCAAUCUUCAGUUAGCUGGUGCCUUCGGGGUUUGCAGGUUUUAUAAAGAAUAGUCUAAAACUAAGCUUUAAGAAAUGUAGUUUUGUAUAUUUAAUAUUAAUAAAAUGGAAUAUUUUCUUCUUGUUCUUUGCUGCUUCCUUCUCUACAAGAGGCUUCAGUGAAGUGAGCUAGAUUUAAAGAUUUCCUUAUAUGACAUUGGAUGACUGUAAAUAUCUGCUUAUUGCUGAUAACUAUAACUAUAUUAUUGCAAGUCGCUUUGGAUAAAAGCAUCAGCAAAAUGACAUGUGAUGUAAUGUCAUGUAAAUAUCCAUGUUGGUUUUGUUCAUACUAAACGGUUUACACACACACACAUCCAUGGGCUUCGGGUCUGAUUGUGUUUCAUUUAAUUGUAUCUGUUAACAUAAGAGUAUAUUGCCCUCCAUUGUCACAAUCUGUUGUAUUUACUUUUCUAUACAUCAUAUGUAUGCAGUGUUGUGUGUUAAGCGGCAGCCAAUAGGAUGCCCCUGAAUGGACAUGUGACCAAGGAGAGGUCAAGUGAGCCUGCGUUCAAUAA